Messenger RNA from Fusarium sp. VM40, 591 nucleotides. The record is from the annotation of a GenBank genome assembly. NCBI's taxonomy places the organism in Eukaryota, Fungi, Ascomycota, Sordariomycetes, Hypocreales, Nectriaceae.
AUGUCAGACGGACUAUUUACCCCGCCGUCUCAUGAAUCCAAUUCAAAGGCUGAGCAGCACGCGACAGACACCCAUUUGGAACAUCCUACUACUGACGGUGUAGACUUACCAAAGAAGCCAGCAGAGACAAAACCAGGAAUAGGCUCUGGGCUGCCUCAAGCGUUACAGGUCAUCGAAGAUGGACUUGAACUGCUCCGGAAGCAUAGCACUGAGAAUAUAAAUCGACGCAUUGAGCUCAUUCGAGGUUUAAUGGCUGAGGUUGACCAGAAGGAUGUUGCAAAGUCAAGGGCUAUAGCUACUAGUACCAACCUUAAAGAAGCCGGUGAAGAGAUGAUUUGUCAAGUUAGGCGGCUUACAAUGGACCAAUGGAAGAAGGGCGAAAUCAAUUUUGAGGAUGAACCCAAAUAUGUCGUCAAUGCCUACUACCGAACUCCAUCUAUGGCUGGCAACAGCCAUGGUAACGGAGUAAUGAGUGGUGUCACAGACCGUCAAGAGCGUCCAGAAAGGAUCGCAAUCCCUUCCAAGAUCCUAUGCCAUGAACUAGAGAGGAUUGCAGACAUCAAUCUGGAGAACCAAAGCCCAAUUGUGUAA